AUGUUCGGCUGGGGUCCUGGGCUGGCCGUGCCCUCGGCCACGGAGCCUGAGAAGGAACGCAAACCACCUUCCAACCCGACCCCGCUGGACUUCCCCGUCUACAGCCUCCCCGAUGUCGUCCGCGACGAUGCCGACUCCACCCUCACCGACCUAUACGGCUUGCUGGCCUCCAUCAAGCGGCCGCAUGAUAUCUCCCUUGACCGCUUCAAGCCGCUCAAUGUCCAUGUUGACGCCGACGUCAACGUGCGUCACAUGUUCCCGGCCGAUCAGGCGCAGUCGCUGCCCCCAUUGCCCUGGGAAGACGAGCCGGAAACCCAAGCCACCGCGGCGGACGCAGGCGAGGACCAAGAUCAGGCGCGCCCGCUUAUGAGCAAUGGCCUCCCCUACCCACCCAAAAGCCGCUUCGAGGUCCUGGAGAAUGAACUGCUGCUGGACAACGAGGAUACCUUCCGCGAGGUCGCGCGGCUGCCGCCCCGCGAGGGUCGUGCCCGCGUACGAGUGACGCAGUCCCGGAAGUUCUGGACCGGCCUGGAGCACAUGGCGCAAUACUGGGACACCAGUCUGGAUAACUAUUUCGAGCGGCCGGCGACGCCGACGCCGACCCCUCCGGCCGAGGGCGAAGCCGCGGACAAGAUGGACACGACCGACGCAGCGGCAGAUAUCGGCGAGCCGGGCCCAGCAGAGCCUACCAUGGACGUGGACAUGGAAGGGCACGAAUCCGAGCCCCAGGCUCCCACACUAUCCAAUGGCAGCGUCAACGAGAGCGAACACCAGCUCCCCCGCCCUACGGUGCAUAUGUACACAGGUCGCCGCAUCGGCGCCGGUAACGAGAUGCCGGACGAAAUGCGCGAUGAGACGAUCCGCGGCUUCAUCGAGAUGGCCGCCUGGCCCUUCGGCUGCCAAGUGACUGUCCCACCCCUCCCACCCCGCCUCACAGUCCAAAGCCUCCUCUUUCCCGUGCGGCAAUCCUUUCAGGCCGCGCGGUCCCCGCGCGACCGCACCAUCGCCCGCAGCGGCAUCCUCGAAGGACCCGUGCUCAUCGCGCAAUGCCGGCCCGAGAUCGGUUUCCGCACCACCGGUGACGCCCCCGGUGCCGGCAUCGGUGAGGUCUGCGAUCUCUUCCGCGAAGUGGGUGGAAUGCUCCUGGCGGCGCAGGAGCGCGCGCGUGAGGGCCUGGCCGACAUACGGCCCGGCGAGGGAAAGUGGUGGACGUUGAGGCCACGAUUCGGCGGGGCGCCGAAUGACGGCAUCCUCGAUGAUCUGGUCAAGGGCGCGACCGGGAUGCCGCUGCCGGACUCGAUGCUUGAGGAGAGCAAGCCGUCGUCGCCCGCAGAGGAGGUGGAGAGCGCGCGCAAGCGGCACAAGUUCGAGCAUCCGUUCGUCACCUCGCUGGCGCGCCGGCCAAGUGCCAUGCGAAAGCUGUCGAGCGGGGAGAAGUGGAAGAUUUUGCAGCCCGGACCGAGUCUGUGGGAUAAGCGGAUGCGUUACAUGGCGAUUGGCAAGGCGAAGGAGAGUCCUUUUGAUGAUAUCUACAUGGUCUCCUCCAUCAACCACCACAUCUCCAUCUUGCACCUUCGCGUCCACAGACGCUAUCUCGACGUCCUGACCAAGGGGGACUCCGACUUCCCUCCCGACUCCGACUCCGACCAGCCCUGGCAUGUCCUCAAGCUGCAGCGCACCAGGUGGUACGAUCUGCUCGACGGGCCAGACCGCGUCGAGGCGCUGAAGGGCGUCUGGGCGCUGUUCCACUACCAGCUGCGGACGACGUGA
This is a messenger RNA of Penicillium canariense, 1770 nucleotides long. RefSeq lists its product as uncharacterized. The coding region runs from base 1 to 1770 and encodes 589 amino acids. Lineage: Eukaryota; Fungi; Ascomycota; Eurotiomycetes; Eurotiales; Aspergillaceae. The record is from RefSeq and is a predicted model, not a curated record. The transcript has 3 exons.